AUGUCGAUGGACGGAAAGACUUUAUAUGAACUUUUUAACAAGAUUGUGGACUCUCAUCAAAUGUACUUUUCAUUAUUUGGAAUUUUGUAUUUUAAUAAAAUAUAUUCAAUUUCUAAUACAAAUACUCUUCUCUUCAGUGAAGAGAUUUGUUUGUUACCUUAUCAAAGCACUCUUCCGAAAGAUCAAUAUUAUCCGUUUCUUUUAAUUGAUUCAAAUCUUGGUAUCCCAUUAGAACAUUUACAAAAAAUUUUUAAACAGGCUCAUGGAAUAUUUAUGAAUCUUUACGUCGAUCGUGUCCAAGGCUACAAUGAUAAUAAAGAGACUAUCGAACUCGUAAAACAAUCAACUCGAUGUUUAUUAUUGCUCAAUCCGGAUUUAUAUACAGCUACCAACGCAAGGAAAUGGAUCAUCUCGAAUAUUAUAUCACGUUAUCAAUCUGAUAAUAAGUUUGAUAUUACCGAAUUAAUUCGACUUGAAAUUCCUAUAAUUCGUCGUGUUGUUGAAUUAUAUCCUAAAAACUAUUACGCUUGGACCCAUAGGCAUUGGAUUAUCUCUUUGUUACCAAUUGAUUCUUCCAAUUCUAUUUCACUUUUAGAUGAUGAAUUAUUGAAUAUGGAAAAAUGGGUUCGAACGAACGUUUCUGAUCACUCUGGAUUUCAUCAUCGACAAUUAUGUUUGAUAAAGAAAUCACAAUUUUAUAAUUCUACAAUUGCUAAUUUUCUUGGAAUUUCUAGAGAUAACUUGUUAAAUCAACUUCCUGUUCCGGAAAAUUUAUCCUCUACCAAAACGGAUCAUAUUACCCUUCUAUGGUUCAAUGAAAUACGUUUAACUAGGGAUCUUAUUUUAAGAUAUCCUGGGCAUGAAACUUUAUGGUAUCAUUUAAGAUUUUUAUCGGUCAUUUGGAAAUGGUUAAGUUCUUUGGGCCAUAUUUAUCCAAUUGAAUCUAAAAACAUUGAACCUUAUGGAGAUGGGGAUGGUGAAAACAUUAUGUUGAAUUUAUGGCCUGAUUAUGAAAAUGAAUUGAAAUUUUCUCGUUAUUGUAUUCUUAUGAACUCUGAUAUUGACGAUGAACAUAUAGCUUUACAAAAACGUUACGCCAUUACCUAUGAAUUAUGGAUUUCAGAAUUGCAUGGUGUAUCAAAUAAUAAUAUUGACUCGUUAAUUUCAAAACUCGCUGAAAUAGCUCCUGAAUCUAAUUACUAUUUGUGUCGAAAAUCGAAUUUUUCAUAA
Messenger RNA from Dentiscutata erythropus, 1230 nucleotides. The record is from the annotation of a GenBank genome assembly. NCBI's taxonomy places the organism in Eukaryota, Fungi, Glomeromycota, Glomeromycetes, Diversisporales, Gigasporaceae.